AUGAACUCAUCGUCCUCUGUCAUGGCGCCUUUCUUCGCCAACCAGAGCUGUGACCCAUUCCAGCCCACGUCCCGCCCUUGCGAACUAGGGAACUACGUGCGGUAUGCCGUCGAUGCUUCAUCCGUGCCCGAUAUCCAAGCAGCAGUCGAUUUCGCCAGGCAGAAUAACAUCCGCUUCGUGAUCCGAAACACCGGGCAUGACUAUCUGGGACGCUCAACCGGAGCGGGCGCUCUUGCCGUCUGGACGCACCAUCUCAAGAGCAUCGACUUCUCAGAUUAUGAGUCGGCUGACUACAGCGGCAAGGCUGUCAGGCUCGGUGCAGGCGUCCAAGGCUUCGAAAUCAUGCAGGCCGCGAGGGACCAGGGGCUGGUCGUCGUCGGCGGCGAGUGUCCCACGGUCGGCCUCGCCGGCGGCUACACGCAAGGGGGCGGCCAUUCUGCGCUCAGCUCCAGCUUUGGCCUCUCCGCCGACAACACUCUGGCUUGGGAGGUGGUGCUCGCCGAUGGGACUUUCGUGAUUGCCAGUCGGACCGAGAAUCCCGACUUGUUCUGGGCGCUGAGUGGAGGCGGUGGAAGCACCUAUGGCAUAGUUGUAUCUAUGACGGUGAAGGCCUUCUCGGACGCGGUGUUCAGCGGUGCCACUCUCUCGUUUUUCACCUCAGACAACCCGAGUGACCGUUUUUUUGCCGGCAUCCAAGCUUUCCACGAAUCGCUCCCGAGCAUAGUCGAUGCAGGAACCAUGGUCGUGUACUACUUUACCGACACGUUCUUCAUGAUAUCACCCGUCAACGCCUACAACAAGACCCAGGCGGAAGUCGAACAGAUCAUGGCCCCGUUGAUUGCGAGUUUAGGCUCGCUCGAAGUGGUGUACUCGGUCUCAUACAGCGAGUCAAAGAACUACUACGACCAUUAUGACACGUAUUUCGGCCCCUUGCCCCUUGGGAAUAUUCAGGUAGGCAUUGCACAAUAUGGCGGCCGCUUGAUCCCACGGUCAGUGGUCGCAAACAUCUCCGACACAAUGCAGAGUAUUGUGAAGCAAAGUGUCACCUGGAUAGGAGUCGGGACCAAUGUUGCACCAUUUGGCAAUAGCCUUACCAAUUCGGUGCACCCGGCGUGGAGGGAGGCCCUAGUGCAUACGACCUUGACUACACCUUGGAACUUUACGGCGCCGUGGGAAGACAUGAUUGCUCUACAGGAUAAGAUGACAAAUGUCAUCCUCCCAGAGCUUGAGGCAGUCACUCCUGGCAGCGGCGCAUACGUAAACGAGGCGGAUUUUCGUCAGCCCAAUUUCCAAGAUACGUUCUGGGGUACAAACUACGAGAGACUCCUGACCAUCAAAAAGAGGUACGACCCGCACGAUAUGUUAUAUGCCAGGGCGGGUGUAGGGAGUGAGUCCUGGAUAGUGUCACAAGAGGGGAGAAUGUGCCGAUCAUAG
This is a messenger RNA of Neoarthrinium moseri, 1434 nucleotides long. RefSeq lists its product as uncharacterized. The record is from RefSeq and is a predicted model, not a curated record. Lineage: Eukaryota; Fungi; Ascomycota; Sordariomycetes; Amphisphaeriales; Apiosporaceae. Gene Ontology annotation, molecular function: oxidoreductase activity; FAD binding. The transcript has a single exon. Bases 1 to 1434 code for a protein of 477 amino acids.